Messenger RNA from Eublepharis macularius, 525 nucleotides. RefSeq names its product adenylate cyclase activating polypeptide 1 (gene ADCYAP1). Gene Ontology annotation, molecular function: peptide hormone receptor binding; neuropeptide hormone activity; pituitary adenylate cyclase activating polypeptide activity. Gene Ontology annotation, cellular component: perikaryon; neuron projection; extracellular region. Lineage: Eukaryota; Metazoa; Chordata; Lepidosauria; Squamata; Eublepharidae. The transcript is spliced from 4 exons. Gene Ontology annotation, biological process: positive regulation of GTPase activity; positive regulation of transcription by RNA polymerase II; neuron projection development. The record is from RefSeq and is a predicted model, not a curated record.
AUGUGUAGCAACGCGCUCCUAGCCCUGUUCAUCUACGGGAUAGUCAUGCACUGCAGCGUCUACUGCUCACCUGCGGCUGGACUUCAAUACCCCGCGCUAAGGUUGGAAGACGAAGUGUACGACGAGGACGGCAACCCCCUGCCAGACUAUGCCUUUGACAGCGACCCCAUCGGGAUCGGCGACCCUUCCUCCAUGCUGGACGACAUGUACACCUUGUACUACCCGCCGGAAAAGAGGUGAGUCGCGCACGCAGAUGGGAUCUUUAAUAAAGCCUAUAGGAAAGUGCUGGGCCAGUUAUCGGCGAGGAAGUACCUGCAUUCUCUGAUGGCCAAGCGGGUGGGCGGGGCAAGCGGCCUGGAGGACGACUCGGAACCGCUUUCCAAGAGGCACUCGGACGGCAUAUUCACAGACAGCUACAGCCGCUACCGAAAACAAAUGGCUGUCAAGAAAUACUUGGCAGCAGUCCUGGGGAAAAGGUAUAAACAAAGAGUUAAAAACAAAGGACGCCGAGUAGCCUAUUUGUAG